Molecule: messenger RNA, 700 nt
Organism: Pogonomyrmex barbatus (red harvester ant)
Lineage: Eukaryota; Metazoa; Arthropoda; Insecta; Hymenoptera; Formicidae
Product: gustatory receptor for sugar taste 43a
Biological process (GO): sensory perception of taste; male courtship behavior; chemosensory behavior
Cellular component (GO): dendrite; membrane; axon
Source: RefSeq, a predicted model, not a curated record
AUGAUCGUUUUAAUAAUAAUUAAAAUAAAUCUUUUCUUAGAUGGCAAAAGUUUCACGGACAACAUAUCCCAAUUGAUGACAGUACAUGCAUCACUUUGUGAUACAGUGACGCUUAUAAAUGCUGCUUACGGCGUUGUUGCACUUGUGAUUACGAUUACCUGCCUGAUACACUUGAUUAUUACACCAUAUUUUUUAAUAAUUGAAGCCGAUGGAAGACGUGAACCACUAUUUCUUGCGGUACAAGGAUUGUGGUGCAUCUUUCAUAUUUGGAGAUUACUUAUGAUCGUACAACCUACGUACGCUGCUACAACAGAGGGAAAGAAAACAGCAGCUUUGGUCAGUCAAUUACUAUCGGUGAGCCCUGAUAGAGAAGGCAGAAAACAAUUAGAGAUAUUUUCGCUUCAACUUCUACAUCGUCCUUUAGAAUUCUCAGCAUGUGGACUUUUUACUUUAGAUCGAACUCUCGUAACUUCAAUUGCUGGCGCCGUUACAACAUAUCUUGUAAUACUCAUACAAUUUCAAAAGGAGGACGAUACAAAAGGUAAUUUUGAUAAUAUGUUAAAGAAUGCCACGCAGAUGCUGAAGAAUGCAUCGACACUUCACAAUAUCACGGCAGGAAGAUUAGGUUUAAAUUAGGACAAACUAUAUUUUUGUUUUUGCUUCUUUUCUUGAUCCUAUAAUAAAGCUUUUUAAAAAUUAA